AUGGUGAUUUUCCCGAGUUACGCGAGGCGACUUGUUAAAGACUACGACAGACAGCGUCGGGGAUCGACUUCGACGCUCGACGAAUACCGCGGUGUGGCCGAGGAGACGGAGCUGGAAAGACUUGAAAGAGAGGUAUUGGAGGAUGAGAAUGCGAUCGUCGCGGUUGAUGUGCGAGGCUGGGUGUACUCGCCUCAUCGCGGGCCGAUGAAUCGUAAGCAACGCUUGCUGAUUGCACUCGCGAGGAAACUAAGCGGUGUACCGGCGCCGAGUAAUUAUUCGACCGAUUCUGAAGGUCCCGAUUCCGAUAACGCUUCUAUAGGAAAGGCGUCGGGCAAAAGAGAUGAUGAGCUUGUGGAUGCAGAGGCGCAAUCGAUCAUCAGAAAAGCGGAAGGGAGGGCCGAUGCUGCUUGGAAAUCCAGUGCGUCGGAACGAGAUGGCGAAGCUACCCCUGCACGACCUCUACAAAGAACGACGACAUCAUCAACGCUCGAACCUUCUCAAAUGAGCAUGGAUGAGCUGUCCAUUGCAAACGCACAUCUUAUGGAGAGACUGCGCCCUUUCUUGUCGAAUCCCAUGAACCAGCAGCCUGUCACUGUGUUCUUUUUCAAUGAUGGGAAGAGCCAAUCGAGAAGCGUAUUGACCGACGAGUCAGGCCAUUUUACUUUACGCGCAGCCUUGCCUUUUAUUCCGACUCAUAUCCGUGUCCUAGCAUCGGAGGAUCUCUCUGCUAUGAAACAGGUCGAGGUCAUCGAACCAAGCGGUGUCAGUCUCAUCAGUGAUAUUGACGACACGGUGAAACAUUCAGCUAUCGCAAAUGGAGCGAAAGAAAUCUUUCGGAAUACUUUCAUUCGCGAAUUGGCUGAUCUGACUGUCAGCGGUGUCUCAGAGUGGUAUACUAAGCUGGCUAAAAUGGGUGUUCAGAUACACUACGUCUCCAAUUCACCUUGGCAGCUAUAUCCGUUGUUGGAGCGCUACUUUAAAUUGGCAGGAUUACCUCCUGGUUCCUUUCACCUCAAGCAAUACAGUGGUAUGCUCCAGGGGAUAUUCGAGCCUACUGCAGAAAGGAAGAAGGGCUCCCUUGAACAACUACUUCGGGACUUUCCGACGCGCAGGUUCAUUCUAGUCGGUGAUAGCGGCGAGGCAGACCUCGAAGUUUACACCGACAUUGCCCUGGCCAACCCUGGAAGGAUCUUGGGCAUCUUUAUCCGCGACGUCACCACAUCAGAUCACAAGCAGUUCUUUGAGAAGUCCAUCGAUCACCUGGAGCCUCACCCAUCGCGCACUCGCAGCACUCCCCAGCUCAUCGAUGCUAGUGAUGUAGCACCCAAUCGGCCUGCAUUACCUCCUCGUCGCCCUCGAGCACCAGACCAUCGAUCUGCUGAUGCCAUAAGCCUAGAUAAUGCCGAUCUGAUCGACCUUCGUGAUGAUGACGAUCUGCCUGACACGUACGCUUCAGAGCGUCUCCCGUCUCCCUCUAAUCUCCUCCGAUCUACAACCACCAACCCCUCAUCAGCCAGAUCAAGCACAAACAGUGUAGACAGCGACCAACAAUCUGUUGCCGGAUCGGCGCCUCCCGCUCCAUUGCCCAAUAAGCGUGAAGAACUCUGGCGGAGACGCUGGGAAAGAGCUCACGAUAUUCUAACGGAUAAGGGCGUGGUGCUGGGUAGUUGGCGAGUCGGCACCGAUGUCCAAGAUGUCACGAUGUGGUUGGUGCAGGAGGCGAUGAAAGAUGUUCCUCGCUCGGAUACGAGGAAGAACUGA
Messenger RNA from Aspergillus oryzae RIB40, 1761 nucleotides. Its product is annotated as phosphatidate phosphatase App1 family protein. Gene Ontology annotation, cellular component: actin cortical patch. The record is from RefSeq and is a predicted model, not a curated record. The coding region runs from base 1 to 1761 and encodes 586 amino acids. The transcript has 2 exons. NCBI's taxonomy places the organism in Eukaryota, Fungi, Ascomycota, Eurotiomycetes, Eurotiales, Aspergillaceae. Gene Ontology annotation, molecular function: phosphatidate phosphatase activity.